AUGAAAGAAACUGAAACCAUAAAAGAUUACUCUGAAAGGUUCUUGAACAUAGCAAAUAGAGUAAGAUUGCUUGGUUCCGUGUUUAAUGAUUCUCGUAUUGUUGAGAAAAUUCUGGUAACUGCGCUGGAAAGAUUUGAAGCAACCAUAACUACUUUGGAAAACACCAAGGAUCUGUCCAAGAUCACCUUGGUGGAGUUGUUGAAUGCUUUGCAGGCUCAAGAACAACGAAAGGUCAUGAGAGAUGAAGAAAUACCGAGGGAGCAUUGUUUGCCAAGCCUCAAUAUGGAGGUAAAAAUAAAAAGAAGAAGAACAAGAAGAAUGAUGAAAGCGCUCCAGCAGUGUUGGAGAAGGCCUAACUCUAAGUGUAGUAAAUUCAAUCAACUUGGGCAUGAAGCGGUCAUUUGCAAGAACAAAAAUCAGCAGCAAGAAGCAGAUGCUCAAAUCGUGGAUGGAGAGGAGGAAGAUCAACUCUUUGUUGCUACAUGUGUUUCAAGUAAAUCAUCAAGUGAGUGUUGGUUUAUUAAUAGUGGAUGUACUAAUCACAUGACAAACGACAAGGAUCUCUUCAAGGAAUUGAAGCCUAUGACCAUUACUAAAGUCAGAAUAGGUAAUGGUGAAUAUAUUCUUGUACAAGGAAAAGGAACGGUUGUUAUUCCAAGUCACUCAGGUACAAAAACAAUUUCUGAAGUGCUUUAUGUACCUGAAAUAGAUCAGAACUUGCUUAGUGUUGGUCAAUUGAUGGAAAACAACUUCAAAUUAAAUUUUGAAGAUAAACAUUGCUUAAUCAAGGAUGCAUCAAAGAAAUGUUUAAAAUAA
Molecule: messenger RNA, 816 nt
Organism: Capsicum annuum
Lineage: Eukaryota; Viridiplantae; Streptophyta; Magnoliopsida; Solanales; Solanaceae
Exons: 2
Coding region: 1-816 (271 amino acids)
Source: RefSeq, a predicted model, not a curated record